UUGUUUCCUCCGCUCCUCUUACAACGUCCACCACAUAAACUCCUAGGCUAACGUGCACAAGACCCACGAUCCCAAAGUCUUCAUAACUAUCAUGCGCGCGCUUUCUUAAUCGUUAGCUAAACAGCAUUAUCAUUCUCGGACUCUCCUCUUGGACACCCCACACCCAAGCUCUCGAGUUCGUUGACGGAGAAACCUCUCUGUUUUAUUCGACAAAAGCUCGUGCGUAGUUUCAUCUGACAAGAAUGGAGGAAGCCUCGUCUAGUAGAACUGAGGAGGAGCAAGCAAUAGAAGGGAUGCUAACAAAGCUAGAGAUGGAAUCAGCUUAUACUAGUGAAAAACUGCUCAACUUGCAUGUUCUUCUUAUGCACCUUUUGGCUUGGGAUAAUGAUCUUGAAAGGGUGGGAACACUUGAUUCUUCUUCUGCAGCUUCCUUUGAGAAAGCUCUGACGUUUGAUCUGUUAUGCGGUAUAUUGGAGUCUGAGUUAAAGGAGGUGGAAGACGUUUUGGAUGAGCUGGAAGCCCAAAUAGUUGACACUUCUUAUAAGUUAUCUACUUGCAAACACCCAAACUAUCUCUUCUUGGAAGGCAAGUUGAGUGAAUCUGCAGAAUCCUUGAAGCAAUCUAGGGGACAAGUCUCGGAGAUCUCUUUGCAAUUAGCCCAGCUCCGACGAACACUUCACUAUAUAAGAAAUGGCACAAGUGAAAAUGAGGAGUCAGGAAGUGGUCAAGAUUUAAGGCAGAAGUAUGCGGUGAGACCAUCGGAUUUAAGGCAUAAAAAUGCUCUGAGGAUGCUGGAGAAGUCACUGGCUAGAGAGUUAGAGCUUGAGAAGAAGCUAAUGGAGUUCCAGCAAAACGAAGAGGAGCUGAAGCUCAAGCUACACUACACAGAGGAGGUAUCUUCUCGGAUGGAAGAAGCAUCAGAGUUUAUAUGGGGACAGUUUCUAGAGGCAGAUAACGCUUCAGAGGUGCUUAUGGGUAUCUCAAAGGAGCUUGUUGGCCGUCUUCAGGUUAUCCAGUUUAGUCAGAAUGGUUCAGCGCAACGAGAGUCAGAGCUUAAGGCUAAGCUUGAAGAUCUCAGUUUACAGCUCGAAGGGAAAGAUCUUUUGGUGCAAAAGCUUGAGGGAAUCAUUGCAGAGAAUCGAGAGAUGGUUUCAGAAGUGCUCGCUUUAAGGGAGCAAGUGAAGUCAGCUGAAGAGAAGCUUGAAAAGACCGAGAUUGAGCUGAGAAGUGUCAGUGUCUCUAAACAAGAAGUUCUGUUGCAUCUUGCUGAGAUGGAGAAUGCGAAUGAGUCCAUCAAAGAAAGCCUUUUCGAGGCUGAAAGCAGAGCUGAGAGUGGAGAAGCUAGGGUUAAAGAGGUAGAUGCUGCAGAUCUUGAACUUACCGAGGAGCUAAAUUUUCUCAAAGAUGCUGAUGAUAAAAAGACAAAGAAAGUGAGCUCACUGGAGAAGCAGCUCAGGGAAUUAGAAGUUCAAUUGCAAAUCUCCAAGGUAUCAUCAGAAGCAAGUCAAGAACAGCAGAACAUGUUAUAUUCAGCGAUAUGGGAUAUGGAGACUUUGAUAGAAGAUUUGAAAUCUAAAGCCUCAAAAGCUGAGAGUAGAACGGAGACGGCUGAGGAGCAAUGCGUUGUGCUUUCUACAACGAACUCUGUACUUAACAAAGAAGUGACCCUUUUGAGGCAAAGAACCAAAUCCUUGGAAGCAUCAUUGGAACUAGCUAACGAUGAGAAGGAGAAAAAUGCACAAGAAAUAACUGUGAGGAACAAGAUUUUGAUGGAUAUGGUGAUGCAGCUAUCCAGUGAAAGGGAACGUAUACAAGAACAGGAAAAUGAAAAGCUGAGAGUGAAUCAAUGCUCAAUGGGAAGUAAAUAUGAAAGAAAUGGAACUUAUGCUGUGGACAAAGAGUUACCUUUUAACAGAAAUGGUGGUGGAAUAGAGGCAUUUGCUGAAAGUCUGCAGGAGGAUGAGAGAGCAAAGAAAGAACCAGAGGAUCACUCUGCGCCUGAAAAGAGUAGCAUGAACACUGAGAUCAGAAGAGGAAGCAACUUGAGACGCAUACUAGUUUUGGCCUUAGCUUUUGUGCUUUCUUUCAUUCUUUGCUUUGGCGUUUGUUACUAGAAAAAAAAAAUUAGUUUGAAAAAUUCAGUUUCUCUUGGAAAAAUAUCAUUAGCCAUUUGUAUAUUUGGUUGUAAAUGAUCAAUGUUACAAAAUCUGUAAUCAAAAAGUAUCUGACUCAAUUUGGUAAAACUUUAUUAACAAAAUAUUUGUUGCUGUUU
This is a messenger RNA of Raphanus sativus (radish), 2272 nucleotides long. Its product is annotated as WPP domain-interacting tail-anchored protein 2. Bases 243 to 2114 code for a protein of 623 amino acids. Lineage: Eukaryota; Viridiplantae; Streptophyta; Magnoliopsida; Brassicales; Brassicaceae. The transcript has 5 exons. The record is from RefSeq and is a predicted model, not a curated record.